AUGAUAAAAAUACUUUCGCAAGAAGAUGCUACUAAUAUACAGACAGAGCAAAUCCUCCCGGACAUUUACACGCUCGUAAAUGAGCUGGUUAAAAACAGCAUAGACAGUGGGUGCACAUACGUAGACGUGCGAAUUGAGACUGCAGGCAGCUUUAUAACAUACACUGUCGAAGACAACGGGGCAGGAAUAGACGUGAACGAGUACUUUCUCAUGAGAGGCGGCACGUCAAAGUAUGCCAGAAGAGGGGAGUUCUACGGGUAUAGGGGAAUGGCCAUGAAUGCCUUGGUCACUGCAAGCGACUUCACACUGCUCACUAAAAAUGCCUCUAAGAGCGUGAGAGUAGAUGCAAAGGAGGGCGUAAUAUCGCAGGAGCCCAUGCACAAAGAGAGCGCAGGCACGACUGUUAAGGUGUACAACUACUACAAGAGAAACCCUGUGCGGUACAACUACCUGCUGAACACGCUGUCCAAGAACAUAAACAGCAUAGUAGAGAAGCUGAAGAAAUACAGCAUUUUCCACAACAUAGUCUUUAGACUGUACAAAAACAGCACGCUCCUCUACAAAACCCAGCACAGGGGCGAGGAUGUAAAGCGCAAAAUAACAGCUACUUUCAGCAUGCAGGAGUAUGUAACAGCCAUCUUCAGCAGCAAGAACAUGGUUUUGGAGUGCUUUGUGUGCACGCGCAGCGGGAGCCUGAAGGAGAUGAAAUGCACUGGCAUUAUAAACAACCGCGCCGUGCUGAUGGAGAAUGCGCGGAUGGACAAGCUAGUUUGCAGCGGGUUGCAGGACAGAGCAGCAUUCUACAAUCUUACGCUGAGCAGGGAGUACAAGGAAAUAGCUGUUUUAAAGGAUCUGGAGGCUGUAAGCGAGUACAUCGAAAAGAGUGGAAUCUCUGCAGACGUCACUGUGGACAUAGACAGCGCGCGAAAAGAGAACGACAGCGCGCGCUUUAGCAGGCGCACGGAGACGCCCAUUGCAAAGAAGGUCCGGGUGGCGAGCGAGGCCCUGCCAGGCAUGCGCAUGCGGGGCAUAACUGCUGUUGUGGUGAACGACCGCGAAGAGCUAGUAGAGCACGAGUACAGCAACAGCAUGGAGCUGUCCGUGGGCGACCUGAAAAACCUAAAAGUGGUUGGACAGUUUAACAAUGGGUUUAUUAUAUGCACAAUAGCGAAGCCUGCAGGCAUACACAUAUACGCUGUAGACCAGCAUGCGGCAGACGAGGCUGUGAACUAUGAAAGGCUCAAAACAUCGUACACGUACACCAGGCAGAAGCUGAUACAGCCUAUUAAAGUGUCCAUAAGCACGUACGAGAUAUACGUGCUGAAAGAGAACAUAGAGCUGGCAGAGCAGCACGGGUUUGCGCUGGACAAUGGCUGCACAGAGAUUCUGGAGGCGCCCGUGUACGAGAAUACCGUGUUCGGAGAAAGAGAGCUUGUGGAGCUUAUAGAGGGAAUAAAGGACGAAAGAGUCAAAGCAGGAGAGCGCAUACUGUUUAGCGAGCUGCGCAAAAUACUCGCAAGCAAGGCGUGCAGGUCCAGCAUCAUGAUUGGGCGUCCGCUGAACAUGCAGGAAAUGAAGCGGGUUUUGUCUUCGCUAUCAAAGACAACGCGCCCGUGGAACUGUCCCCACGGCCGCCCAACCAUAAUUCUGCUGCAGGCUCUCGCAAAGUAA
This is a messenger RNA of Nematocida major, 1671 nucleotides long. Its product is annotated as DNA mismatch repair protein PMS2. The record is from RefSeq and is a predicted model, not a curated record. Gene Ontology annotation, molecular function: ATP-dependent DNA damage sensor activity; ATP binding; ATP hydrolysis activity. The transcript has a single exon. Bases 1 to 1671 code for a protein of 556 amino acids. Gene Ontology annotation, biological process: mismatch repair. Gene Ontology annotation, cellular component: MutLalpha complex. NCBI's taxonomy places the organism in Eukaryota, Fungi, Microsporidia.